AUGCUAUCCACUGUAUUAUUAUUCACGCUAUUCACUUUAAUUAAUAGUGUUACUGCCUCGACUAUCUCUGAUGACCAAUAUCUUUAUAGAUCAAUGGCAGAAGAAAAAGACUUCAAAUUUUUUAUAGCUUUUUUAAAUGAUUUUGAUACAAACUAUCCUUCAUAUACAUCUUAUAUGAUUGAAAAUAAGUUAAAAUUGCCACAACAAGUUGCUGAUUAUUAUAAUCACUUAGCUAAAUUACCAAGCACAAUAGAUUUAGAACUGGAUAUUAUUAAUUCUUUCCCAUAUACCGAAUUUCAAACAUUCGUAACAAAUUUUCCUUGGUAUUCAUCACUUCUAAAACAAGGUGAUAUUACUACAAUGUAUUUACCAAGAGAUUUUAUUAGUGUCAGCAAUGAAGAAAGUUCUAUGUUAGAUUCUGUCACUACUACUACUACUAAUACAACUACAAAUUCUAUAAGUGCACAAUCAUCAAGGAACAAUACGAAUUCUUCCACUUUAUUUAGUUCUAGCUCAUCAACUGAAACAACGAAGACUUCAAAGACUUCAAAUAAUGGUAUUCCUCCUUCUAAUACCAUGUCUUUAUCGGCUCCAUUGUAUAUGUUAGUCAUAGUUAUGGGGAUACUACUAUAG
Molecule: messenger RNA, 633 nt
Organism: Maudiozyma saulgeensis
Lineage: Eukaryota; Fungi; Ascomycota; Saccharomycetes; Saccharomycetales; Saccharomycetaceae
Source: the annotation of a GenBank genome assembly